GGUUCGAAUCUGCAGGCCUAAUAGUUUUAUUUUAUAGACACAACUAUAAUUUGACAAACGACGACGUACCAGAGCGGUCACUGUGAUUGAAUCGUAGACGACGGCGGCGAUGACGACGACACAGGAGCUUGCGAUGGAAGGGGAGAAGCAUUUAGAGGAGACUAUCGAAGCGGCUUUUCAGAUCAUUUCCGCCAUGAAUGAUGAGCUCUGCAAUCCUUCUCUAUGGUCUACAUCAGCCACCGCGAGUUCCACGACUGGCUCCAACGGAUCAGCUCUCGUUUCCGCCGAUGCGGCUGGGAUCGAUGGAGCACCGCAUCAUUCGGAAUCUGGUGGUGGUGGAGGCGGAGGAGGAAGUGGAAACAGUGCUCUGGAUGAAGCUAGUCUUCGCUAUAAGAACUCAGUGACUUCUCUUCGUGCUGUUAUUGCUGCGAUUCCCAAUUCUCAGAAGGCAAAAGUAUCUGAAGCGGAAAAUGGUUUAGGAACUCCUGAAGAAGAAGACGAAAUCGAAAAGCUGGAGGAGAAAGCCUUGAGUCUCAGGAAGGAGAUUGCAGAGAAGAAUGUUCAUGUCAAAGAGCUUAUCGACAAAUUUCGACAACUUAUAGCAGAUAUCUCCACAUGGCAAAGCCCUUGUUCUGUUUGAGUUUUCCUUUUGACAUUGUUGUGAUCAGUUUGGACAAGAUUCUAAGCCUUUGUUCUUGAUGUAUUAGUUUUUUAGGUAUUUUUGCUCUUUUGAUUUAAUGAAAGAAAGCAGAAAAUCUUAAAGAUUACGUUAGUAUAUAAUAUGUUUCAGAAUUCAGACAAAACCUUCAAAACCUCUGUAUGUUUUCUGUUGCAUGACACUCUUUCUUGUUUGUAUCGAUAUGUAAGAGAAUAUAAUUGUCUUUUUUUGGAGUCA
Brassica napus (rape) is the source of this 895-nucleotide messenger RNA. RefSeq names its product mediator of RNA polymerase II transcription subunit 30. Gene Ontology annotation, cellular component: mediator complex. Lineage: Eukaryota; Viridiplantae; Streptophyta; Magnoliopsida; Brassicales; Brassicaceae. The record is from RefSeq and is a predicted model, not a curated record. Bases 110 to 640 code for a protein of 176 amino acids. The transcript has 3 exons.